GCGGCCGACUGGGCGCGCGGCGGGACCUGUGUUCAGGGGACUGGACCUGAGGCGGAGCCUGACGACCAUGGAGGCGGCAGACGCAGCCGCAGGCGGCGAGGCGGGCGGCGCCGACAACGCCCGGGACGGCCAGGGGGGCCAGGAGGGCCAGGAGGGCCAGGGAGGCGGCCGAGGCCGCCGCGGGCACGGUCAUGGCCUCGGAGGCGCGGACGCGGAGGCCGCGGUCGCCGGCGAGGCUCCGCGUGUCCCGCGACCACGGCACGCCCCGGGGCCAGGCGGAGAUGCCCUCUCCGCGGCCGGAAGGCCGGAAACCCGAACACACAUAUUCGCCCUCGGCGUGCCUUUCCCGUCCCAGUUGGAGGCGGAGAUCGCCUGUGCGUCUUUCGCCCCAUAUCGGGAACCGUAUGGAUGCCUUGUGGAGCAGCAGCUCACGGUGUUCGGCAGCGUCCUGGCCAUCCGCUGGAGAGCUGAAAACCCUUUCCUCCUCCGAAUUUCCAUCAUCAACUUUCUUGACCAGCUUUCCCUGGUGAUUCGGACCAUGCAGCGCUUCCGGUUCCCGGUUCCUGCUAAGCCUGCGCUGGCGAAAGGGGGCUAAGGUCUAGCCUCGUGUCCCCCGUCUGGCGUCUGGGCGGUCCGUCCUUCCCAGGGCAGUGAUUCCUGCACUAGCUGCCACCUGAGGUUGGGGGCCUGCCUGGUCUUCCGAGGGCAAUGAGGGCCCUUGGGCCCUCAUGGUCCUCUUGUUUUGUUUGCCAUUUAAAUGUUUGCUACUGCAGAAAAUAAAACUGAGCUUUGCUAUUCCGUGUUCCUUCUCAGUUGUGGCACCCCCGGAUAGUCUUCCCUUUGUCCUCAGGUGGGGGGGGGGGGCGGGGCGGCUUCUGGGAUGUCGACGUGCAAGUCGCCGAAGGUGAUAGAAGGCAGUCUGGGGACUGGCAGAACCCACGUGCGUCCUGUCCUUCGGUAUCAAGGACUCUCAACAUGUGGGAAUAUGCCCAUCGUUUGCACGUUUCGCAUUACUCCUGGUGUCUUUCAUCUAAUGUGAACUUUUUAUCCAAACU
Molecule: messenger RNA, 1055 nt
Organism: Neofelis nebulosa (Clouded leopard)
Lineage: Eukaryota; Metazoa; Chordata; Mammalia; Carnivora; Felidae
Product: EKC/KEOPS complex subunit LAGE3-like
Exons: 3
Coding region: 68-595 (175 amino acids)
Cellular component (GO): EKC/KEOPS complex
Source: RefSeq, a predicted model, not a curated record